CAACAAAACACUCUCCGAUUCAACAACUUCUACAUGUGUAAUUCAGUGCCAUUGAUCAUACUUUUUAUGUUGUUCAGCCAUUGUUGACAUCUUUUUCCUGAUGACUCUACCACCAUCAUCAUAAACUCAGUGCCCCGGAAGCAAAAACUCAUCUUCCUUCACCCACGCAAACCAUGGGUCCGGUCUGGUUUCUUUUUUUAUAUAUAAAUAGUUUUCUUGAUACAACGUUCAUACAUUGUACACUGUUAUGGUUCACUUGCUUUUAAAAAGAGUUGUAUAUGCAUCAUCACAAUCAGCUCUCAUGCUCUCCCUCCACCCACAUUCCCGGUUUGCUCCUCAGGAGCCCUCCCUGUCUUCAGCCCCUCCCGUCAGGAUUUGCAGCCUCAGAAACCCCACACGGGGUCCCAGUGGGUCGGACUCUGAGGCAGUGGGGUCUUGUACUUCAGUAGCCACGACGUCCUUUUCUGGCCAUUGCUCCUUCCUGACGACACACUACAGGAAGUCAGCCGGAGUCGUGGGUCUGCGCUUCUGUGGAGCAUCUGCUUGUUAUUUCUUCUAAGGCAGAUGUGCCGGUUCUGGGUUUGUUCACGGUGCAGUCUGUAUUCGUCACCAGCACCACAGUGCCAGGGCAGCGUCGCUCGGUCUUUUUCAGUGCCCAGCGUCUGCGUGUGGGUGAGGCCAUGGAGAAGGCCAGGGCCUGGGUCAGGGGCACCUGAGUCAUGAACGCGACAGUGAGCUAACAGUGGGGUGUGCCAGGGCCUCAUUUAGUCUUCACGAUACUUGUCAAAACAUUGCCCUGCGACGUCGGCGAGGGUUAACAGAGCGGAUCACAAUUCGACAACGGUUCAUACACCUGCGGGCUCAACUCCUUCGUUGCAGCCCCUCCGUGCCCCUCAUUCCUCCCCUUCCCUCCCCGUGCUUCCUGUCUCCAUCCCUGGCCCUCUGAAGGCUGUCCUUGGGUCGGUGAUGCCCUUUUGGGCUGAGAUGGUUGAGUUUGCGAGCGCAGAGGUGAGCUCAGCCGCAGACCUUCAGGGUAAGGGUCUCACGGGCCCUGCCAGUCUCUCUCCAACCUGGGGACGACUGGUCUCUUUUGUGAUCUGGGCGAACAGCUCCGUUCUGCAGGUUCAGGGAGGACACAUCUGUCCUGGCUUGCUGCUCUGUGGUACCAAGGAGAUUCAGCUGGGAAUCCAGGCAGUCAGGUGUCAGGGCUCAAGCCCGUAACCCUCUCGCCCCACCACCCAGCCUCCCGCUGGGCAUUUUGGGCUCUACCUGCCACCUGUGCUCAGUUCUAGGGCUCUGGAGGCCGCGGGCACGAUGCUUCGGGUCCUGGUGGGGGCUGUCCUCCCCGCCAUGCUGCUGACCGCCCCGCCGCCCAUCAACAAGCUGGCGCUGUUCCCAGACAAGAGCGCCUGGUGCGAGGCCAAGAACAUCACCCAGAUUGUGGGCCACAGCGGCUGCGAGGCCAAGUCCAUCCAGAACAGGGCAUGCCUCGGCCAGUGCUUCAGCUACAGCGUGCCCAACACCUUCCCACAGUCCACGGAGUCCCUGGUGCACUGCGACUCCUGCAUGCCGUCCCAGUCCAUGUGGGAGAUUGUGACCCUGGAGUGCCCCGGCCAUGAGGAGGUGCCCCGCGUGGACAAGCUGGUGGAGAAGAUCGUGCACUGCAGCUGCCAGGCCUGCGGCAAGGAGCCCAGCCAUGAGGGCCUGAGCGUCCACGUGCAGGGCGAGGACGGGCCGGGUGCCCAGCCCGCCGUUCACCCCCACUCCCACCCCCAAUCUCACCCCCAUCCUGGUGGGCAGACCCCGGAGCCUGACGAUCCCCCGGGCGUCCCCCACACUGAGGAAGAGGGAGCUGAGGACUAAGGCCACAUGUGUCCCCCCUCUCGUUCCCCUGUGGAGUGUUGGGGCUCCUUUCUGGGGAAAAGUGGGGAGAGGGGAGGCUGAAGCCCCUCCUCUGGCACCAGAUGGACUUGGAUUCAGACUUGGACUUGGAAAGCUGCCCAGUUGCCAUGGAGAUCUGAAGGGGAGGGGUGGGAGCCAAGCUGCACAGUUUAAUAUAUUCCAGA
Echinops telfairi (small Madagascar hedgehog) is the source of this 2066-nucleotide messenger RNA. RefSeq names its product NBL1, DAN family BMP antagonist (gene NBL1). NCBI's taxonomy places the organism in Eukaryota, Metazoa, Chordata, Mammalia, Afrosoricida, Tenrecidae. Gene Ontology annotation, biological process: animal organ morphogenesis. Bases 1315 to 1863 code for a protein of 182 amino acids. The record is from RefSeq and is a predicted model, not a curated record. Gene Ontology annotation, molecular function: BMP binding; receptor ligand activity. The transcript is spliced from 3 exons.